This is a messenger RNA of Dioscorea cayenensis subsp. rotundata (Guinea yam), 932 nucleotides long. RefSeq lists its product as uncharacterized. The record is from RefSeq and is a predicted model, not a curated record. Lineage: Eukaryota; Viridiplantae; Streptophyta; Magnoliopsida; Dioscoreales; Dioscoreaceae. The coding region runs from base 151 to 774 and encodes 207 amino acids. Gene Ontology annotation, cellular component: nucleolus. Gene Ontology annotation, biological process: maturation of SSU-rRNA from tricistronic rRNA transcript (SSU-rRNA, 5.8S rRNA, LSU-rRNA). The transcript is spliced from 6 exons.
GAACUGAAGAUAACUAGUACGAAGCGAAGAGACCUUGUCUCUUCUAUCCUCUCACGGCAUCGCCGCCAUCCCUGCCCUUCUUCUCCUUGAACCGCUCAUCGCCGCAUCUCGGAUCGCCCGCUGCCGGAGAAGUUCCGGUGGAGAGCAAAGAUGGUCAAACCGAGUUCGGCAGCUGAGGUUAUUUAUGAUCCUUCUUUGUCCCAUGCUCGUCAAUCCCAUUCUAGGGCUUCUGCCGGUGAAUUCCAGAACUUUAUGUCAGGAAGUAUUGGAGCCAUGUACCAGAAGCCAAGUAGAAAGCCCAUAAAUCAAGAACUUGAUGUUGAGAAUGAUGAACUUGACAUAAGAAAAUUAAUGAAGGAUGUUGAGUAUAUAGGCUCCUCUAGUAUGAGCUGGAAGGAGAGGAAGAAGUUGCAAAAUGAGAAAGUAGUUGCUUUAGGUGGAAAGCCCACCAAGAAACAUCGUACACCAUUAAGUGUUGCAAAACCUGCUAUGAAGAACCAAAAGAAAAGAGAACAAAGGGAAAUGGAAGAGAAUUUGCUGCUCGGUCGGUUUAUCAAACGUCCCAAGAACAAUAUGACACAGAAGCGAAGACCAGAGGACAGAGUGCUGAAGUCAAGUAUUGGUAAUUUCUCCAGAGGAGUGUUGGAUGUGAAGGAUAUGCUAAAACCCACACCAUCCAAAGGCCAUCAUGGUGAAUCCAGGUCAAGCAUAGAAGGAAAAAAGAAAGGCAAGAGGAAAGGUAAAGGGAAAAAGGGUAAAAGAAAGGGACGUUAAGGUGGUGCCUGUGUCAUUUGGUUGCCUGGAUUUAGUUUCUAGAUUUUUGUAGGUUAAAAAUUACAUCUUGCUUUCAGCAGAAAAACUAUUUUUUUUUUUACAGGAAACUCAGCACAUUUAUAGGCAUUUGCUAUUGAUUAUUACUUUUAUCAUCUUGA